GUUUUUAGUUUACAGAGCGUUGUUUGGUGUUCAGACAUGUCCUCGAUUGUAACAUUAGUGUUUAAUACCACCAUCGGUUGGCUUGUGAAUAAAGGAAGAGAUAUGACAGCAGAGAGGCUGAAAGAAGGCGACGUGGCGAAUCAAAAAAUCCGUGAUUUAAUUGUUCGUGAACUAGAGGAUAUCAAGUCGAAGUUGGACGGAUUAUCAAGAAAGGAUCUUCUGGCAGCUGUAGACUCCUUUAAAACAGGAAUCAGGUAUUUCUUUGAAGCAUUCGAUGUAAGACCCAGUAGCCAAGCCAAUGUGGGAAUCGCAGACGAGAAUCGUAGCGAACAUGACUUAGAAGAGGCAAUGAAGACAGUUUCUGUCGCCGCGGAAAUGAGAAAGUUGGAAGAAAUGGGUUUCAACGAAACGGUGAAAAACAACUUUUUGCAAGCCAAAAAGAGAUUCGAAAUGGCUCGUGAAAAAGCUACAGAGGCCUCCAACAACGAAGGUCUGAAGAUCUUUGACUGGAUCACAGCUAUUCGAUAUCGUGUCAUGGCAACCGUAUUAGAGUCAGUGGUAGAGACAGUGGGAGCCACAGGCGACAUGUCACUUUCAUCCUUAAAAAUUGCAUUGAAGAAUGCAUUACCAGAGUGCGAAGAAUGUCUUCAGAAACUUCACUCGCUUCCAGCUGUUCAGGACAACUUUAAAGUAGAGCUAGAUAAAGGUGUCCUAAAUGUUAGAGGUCGGUAUGGUAAAGAUGAAAGAAGAAAGAUAAUUUCCACGGUAUGCCAGGUAAAUCGCGCCAUCUACAAUGCGACAAGAGCAGUCGGUAGAGACACCUUGGUAUGGCCACUUGUCGACAUUGGAGAAGAGAAAGUUGACCCUCUGCGCAAUGAAAGAAUAUCAAAGGUACUGCAGAAAGUUAAUAUGGAGCACUGCUGUUUACUAUGGUCAUUUGGUCAGGAGGGUGAAGAGAAGCACAAGCUGAUAGAUCCGCGUGGCAUCGCUACAAAUACCAAAGGACAGUUCGUGAUAGCAGACUAUGAGGAUAAAACCGUGAAGGUGUUUGAUAGCAAAGGAAAGUUUGAUUUUAAGUUUAAUCCUCAAACUGAUGACACCCAUUCAAAGUUAUAUAUUUUGGAUGUUGCCACUGCACUCGAGGACGACAAUAUCCAUCUACUGGUCGAACUGAAGAAGCCUGAGGCUGAGAAAUGGGCCGGGGAGAGGGAAGUGCAGGUUUUUAACAAGAACGCUGACCUACAGCACAAGUUUCCUGUGAGGAGCGGGAACUGGGACGACAGACUAACUGUGAGCCGCGGCAAACAAAGCGGCAAAAUUCUGCUGUUGACACGUCACGUUGUUGAUGUUCACGAGCCGAGUGGCGAGUUUGUUUGUAGCUUUGGUAAAGGAGUGUUCAAGGAUGCAAGAGAUAUCACUGCUACUUGUGGUGGUCGCGUCAUGAUAGUAGACCAUUUCGAUCACAGCAUGUACAUAUUUGAUGUGGAAGGGCACCACCUUGGCAAAUUUAAUACCAAAUAUGAGAAAGAUGAUUAUUAUCGCAUUGCAUGUCACCCGACAAGUGAACAUGUCGUCCUUGCUGGUGAGGAACGAGAGAGAGGCCGCCUAACGCUGGCUGUAUACACUGUUAAUGGUGAAUUUGUUCGCAGAAUUCAGCUGGAUGAAGAAGUAGAUUAUGUAAUUAAAAUAACAGUGACCGUAGAGGGUCCCAUUGCUGUGGCUUUUGAACCCAAGCAUGGCAAAAUAAAGGUAACUGUUAUUUAA
Messenger RNA from Porites lobata, 1764 nucleotides. Lineage: Eukaryota; Metazoa; Cnidaria; Anthozoa; Scleractinia; Poritidae. The record is from the annotation of a GenBank genome assembly.